AUGGCAGGAAAGUACCGAGUAUGGCGACACUUGCCCCACCAAUCUUAUCAGCAGCGCGUUACAUCACACGCGCACCCCAACCUCUUCCCUUCCCCAAACAUCAAAACUCCACUUCAUUCACCAAACAUGAGCACUCGCCGAACGGACGUUGGAGAAAGCGAGCCAUUGCUCGCUUCAAAUCACUCUCAGAGCCACAACAAUGACAUCUCAGCCUUCUUACCGGGAGACAAAGAUGAUCCAAGGAACUGGCCCAGCUUGUACAAGUGGCUCAUGGUCGCUGCCAUCAUACCCAUCGAUCUCAGCGUGAGCUGGGGCGCGUCCGGCUUCAGUCCUGCCAUGCCAGAUUUUGCCCAUGAUAUGGGCAUAUCGCAGCAGGUCGCAACCCUAGGCCUGAGUCUGUACAUUUUGGGCCUUGCUUGCGGUCCCAUGACUCUUGCACCGUUGUCGGAAUACGUUGGAAGGCGACCGGUUUAUGUCUUUUCGUACGGCGUAUUUCUCCUGAUGCUCCUGGCAACGUCUUUUGUGAACAACCUACCCGGCUUUCUUCUGCUUCGUCUGUUCUCGGGCUACUUCUCGUCCACUACCAUUUCGAACUUUGGUGGAUCCAUCGCCGAUCUAUGGCACCAUCACGAUACCGGACCAGCAAUGUCCUGGUUUCUGUGGGCGGCCACAGGCGGCUCACCUACAGGAUUUGUGCUUUUCUCUUUUAUCGCUCAAGGUCGAUCCUGGCAUAGCGUUUUUCGCAUCAUGUUCUAUGUGUGUUUCGCAUUUUGGGUCGUCAUGGCCGUUGCGUUGUACUCCCUCGGGGAAACUCGACACAGCGUUCUUCUACAUGCACGCACAAAAGCAAACUCGGAUGGGAGUACAAGUCAUGUUGAUUCCCAAGUACCUGAUGAGCUCAAACAGCGUAAUCCCAAACAGCUCUUCAGUCACACACUGAUACGUCCUUUCCGGUUUCUGGCUUCUGAGGCAAUCGUUCAAUUCGGCGCGUUAUACAAUGGCUACCUAUAUGGCUUGUCAUUCCUCUUCAACGGAGCCUUUCACAUGAUCUUCGGCCCCAGCGGAUAUGGCUAUGACACGAUAGGAGUCGGUCUAUCUUUCCUGGGCAUCGUCGCUGGCGUCUCCUUAGGCUUACUCACCAACACUUAUCAAGAACGUCAUUAUCAGCGCCAGAUCAUCCUGGCCAAUCAUCAAAAUGUGCCCGAAGCGCGUGUCCAUCUUGCAAAAGCAGCCGCAAUUCUUCUCCCGGUCUCUCUGCUGGUCUUCUCAUUCACUGCUGACCCGAAUGUUCACCCGCUGGUGCCCAUAGCAGCAUCAGCUGUCUGGGGAUGGUCAUUUUACACUCUUAUUCUGAUGACCCUCACGUAUACCGAAGAUGCGUACAAGACGUACUCUGCUUCGGCACUCGCGGGCAUUGGGCUGGUGAGGAAUAUAGCAGGAGCAGCGUUCCCGUUGGUGGGUCGCAAAUUAUUCGUCAGUCAGGGCACGAGGAAUGCAUGUUUGAUCCUUACAGCCAUGUCGGUAGCAAUGGCACCGAUUCCAUUUGUUCUAGCUGCCAAGGGGAAGUCACUGAGGAAACGCAGUCCCUGGGCUGCCGAGCAUGAAGACGAGAAUGAGGAUCGAGAAGAUUGA
This is a messenger RNA of Periconia digitata, 1632 nucleotides long. The record is from the annotation of a GenBank genome assembly. NCBI's taxonomy places the organism in Eukaryota, Fungi, Ascomycota, Dothideomycetes, Pleosporales, Periconiaceae.